AUGAGAGCCCUUCUAGAACCGAUACUCAAAUCCCACCAAACCUCAGCACCCCCUUCCUCCUACGCCGCCGUUUUCCAGGCGCUCACCGGCACAAGCCUUCUCAAACAAGGACAGCAGCUCCACGCGCGAUUUCUUCUCUGCGGCCUCCGCCCCGACGGCUUCCUCUCCGCCAAGAUGGUCGCCAUGUACGCCAGCUCCGGCAACAUCGCGUCCGCCUCCGCCGUCUUCCGCUCCGCCUCGGACCCGUCCCCGCUCCUGUUCAACGCCAUCAUCCGAGGCCUCUCCCUGCACAAACUCUCCCUGGAGACACUGCAGGUCCACGCGCAAAUGCGCUCCCUUAAUUUCCGCGGGGACCAUUUCACCUACCCCUUUGUUCUCAAGUCCGCCGCCGACCUAUGCUUUAUCGAUCUCGGAAAAUCCACGCAUGGGCUGUGCUUAAAGGACGGGCUGGGCUCAGAUAUGUAUGUAGCAACAUCGUUGAUCGACAUGUACGUCAAGUGCGGCCAAUCAGGCUCCGCCCGCAGGCUGUUUGAUGAAAUGCCUGUGAGGGACGUGUCCUCUUGGAACGUGUUGAUUUCGGGCUACAUGAGGGCCGGAGCCAUUGACCUGGCGACAGAGCUCUUUAACAAUAUGCCAUCGAAAAAUAUAGUCUCGUGGACGACCAUGAUUUCGGGCUUCACUCAAAACGGGCUUGCGAGCCAGGCCCUCCAACUGUUCGAUGAAAUGUCGGGGGAAAAUUCAAAUAUUAAACCCAAUUGGGUGACGAUUAUGAGUGUACUUCCCGCGUGCGGGCAAUCUUCCGCGCUCGAUCUAGGCAAGAAAAUUCACAACUUUGCUCGGGAAAACAGGCUCGACUCUCAUCCUUCGGUCCAGACGGCGCUUGUCGGAAUGUACGCGAAAUGCGGAAGCUUAUCCGAUGCCCUGUCGUGCUUUGAGAAAAUAAAACCGAGCUCAAGGAGUUUAGUCACUUGGAACUCAAUGAUUACGGCUUAUGCGUCUCAUGGGCUUGGUCUUGAGGCAGUUCGCACGUUUGAAGACAUGGUGAAAGAGGGAGUCCACCCGGAUGGGGUCACAUUCACAGGGCUACUAUCGGGCUGUAGUCAUGCCGGACUUGUUGAUAUAGGGUUGAAAUAUUUCGACUCUAUGAGUUCGGUGUACUUUGUCGAGAAAAGACACGAGCAUUAUGCUUGCACGGUGGACCUCUUGGGCCGAGCCGGGCGGCUGGUGGAGGCUUACAAUCUUAUUACGCAAAUGCCCCUGCAGCCCGAGGCAAGCGUGUGGGGUUCUUUGCUGGCAUCGGCUAGGUGCCACCGUAAUCUCGAACUAGCAGAAAUGGCAGCUAGAAGACUGUUUGUUUUGGAGCCCGAGAAUAGUGGAAACUAUGUUGUGCUUUCGAAUAUGUACGCCGAGGCCCAGAUGUGGGCCCAGGUCGACAGCCUUAGAGCCCGUUUGAGAUCCGGGAGUGUGAAGAAAAACCCCGGGUGCAGUUGGAUCGAAAUUGAUGGGAAAGCUUAUUUGUUUCUGGGUGGAGAUGUUUCCCAUGUGCAGACAAACGAGAUUUACUUGCUUUUGGAGGAACUUUUGGAGAAAAUGAAGGCAGUCGGUUAUAUGCCGGAGACUGGUUUUGCAUUGCACGAUGUGAGUGAGGAGGAAAAGGAGUAUUCUCUGAUAAUGCACAGCGAGAAACUGGCGAUCGCAUUCGGACUUCUGAAUACGGAACCAGGCAAGGUUUUGAGGAUCACUAAGAACUUAAGGAUCUGUGGGGACUGUCACACGACGGUUAAGUUCAUUUCCAGGAUUUACGACCGGGAGAUUGUGGUGAGGGAUGUGAACCGGUUUCAUCAUUUUAGGGAGGGGUCAUGUUCGUGCGACGAUUAUUGGUAA
Molecule: messenger RNA, 1884 nt
Organism: Striga hermonthica
Lineage: Eukaryota; Viridiplantae; Streptophyta; Magnoliopsida; Lamiales; Orobanchaceae
Source: the annotation of a GenBank genome assembly